AUGGCGGAAAACUUUUCGGAGAUCAUUCUUGGAGAAAGAAGAAAAAGCACUUUGAAGAGAAUCGCUUCACUUCUCGAUCGAGAACUACGAGCAAUCUAUAACAAGAAACAAUCGACAGCUGUAUCUAGAGAACUGACAAACAUCGAAUUUGUUGAGUUCUUGUAUUACAAGAUUAAUGAGGCUUUGAACUCGGCUGAGGGUAGUGGUGGUCGAGGAUUUCAUCGAUUGGCUGGUUAUCUUCAAAAGAGCAAAGAUAAACAAGGUUUAAGCCAUAGUUCAUUGGUUAUUCCAUUGAGUGAUCCUCUUCUUUCCACUGAGUCAACGUCACCUGGUUGCUUUGAAGAUCGCAAUGAUGAUUAUGAUAAAAGUACCGACAAUGGCGACAGUGCUCAAACCACGAGCUUUUUGGGCAAUCCACCAUCAACAUCUGGCUCCGAAACGUACACCCUUGAAGCAGUAAAGAUGGAAUCAUACCCGGAGACGGUGUUGCCCCCAAAACUCGGGAUUGGGUUUAAAGAAGAGCACCUAAUUCGUCAAAGCACUGUCAUCGACGACCCUGAUCCAAGCCUAUCAAUUUGCCAAGCUCUUUACGAUUUCAAUGGAACACAUCAAGAAGAACUUUCGAUUAAAGCCGGUGAAAAUUUGAUUGUCGAGAGUCGAUUAGGAGAUGAUUGGUUGGUUGGAAGAGCGAUGGAUGGGAUUGAGGAGAGGAAAGGACGAUUUCCCACCAUUUAUGUCACAUUUCUUACUUCAUCACCCACUUUA
Molecule: messenger RNA, 765 nt
Organism: Mesorhabditis belari
Lineage: Eukaryota; Metazoa; Nematoda; Chromadorea; Rhabditida; Rhabditidae
Source: the annotation of a GenBank genome assembly